AUAGGACUGAGAUGUUCUUAUACUGCAACAUGUCAACAACCAUAAUACAGCUUUGUAAAUUGCAGUCUCCCUGAUAUAUAUAUCUUCAAAUGAUUUGCUCCAACUUCCUCCCAACACAUGAUGAAGAUCUGAAAGAAAUCUGAAAAUGCAUUUUCAUUUUAUUAAAUUAAGUGACAAGUAAAAUUAAAGGGAUACUUCACCUUUUUCCUUGGUUUAUUUCCCGCAUAUGCUGCUAAGCUCUUUCUCGGUCGAUCCAGAGGAAACCUAAGUGUGAUCCAUGGCGAUUGUAUUUCCCCAACCCAAGAAAAACCUACUUCCUCUCCUUCUUUUUCUCUUUUGUAUUUCCGUCAUCAUUCUCCUCCUUCUCGUCUCCGAGACCACACACUCCGUCGCCGAGCGAGGAUCUACUUUCCGGCGGGAUUACGCUGAUGUCCCUCCUUUCACAUUCCUCAUCAAGGUCCUAACCUUCAAUCGUCUCCACUCUCUUUCCCGCUGUCUCCGAUCCCUCGCCGCCGCGGACUACGGCGUCGCAGGCGACAGGGGACGCAUCCACCUCCACGUCUAUAUCGACCAUUUCUCACUCGCGCAGAAGGGCAAGCUUGUGGAAGAUAACUUGAGGAGCGCCAAGCAAAUCCUGGAUUUCGUGGAUGGAUUCGAGUGGGUAUUUGGGGAAAAACUGGUUCACUAUCGGACCGGCAACGCCGGAUUGCAGGGGCAGUGGCUGGAGGCUUGGUGGCCGAGCUCAGAUCACGAAUUCGCGUUCGUCGUCGAAGAUGAUCUCGAGCUUUCUCCGCUUUAUUACGGGGUUCUCGAAAGCUUGAUUCGUAAAUACUACGAUGAUACUUCCAAUUUCAGCCCUUCCAUCUACGGAGCUUCGCUUCAGAGACCAAGGUUCGUUCCAGUUGGUGGGAACUUGGGGACAGCUUCUCUUCCCAAAGCCGUGGAAAGAGUUCAGACUAUGGUGACGAAUGGAUGGUACAAGAAGCUAGGAGAACGAAUAUGGACACCUUGGUUCAUAAAGUUUGUCCACUCCCGUGGCUACUUUAACAUCUACACCAGUUUUCCAAAUGAGGGGGCUUUGAGUGUCUCUCACAGGGAUGCUGGUGUUAACUAUCGAAAAUCCGCUGGGGCAGAUUCGCAGCUGUUGAAUAAAAGUUCCAUCGGUUCUGAUUUCCUGAAACUGCAACCCUUGAGCAACCUUAAGUGGUACGAUUACUGUUUCAGCGAGGUUGUUCCCGGUAGAGUCGUGAGAAACCUGAAUGAACUUGGCACCAUUCUUCCAUCUGUUCAGAGAGAGAGAACCGUAAUUCUCGUCAGUCUAUUUGCUGCAGAGAAGAUGUUUAUCAGGAACUUACUCUGCCAUUUCGACAAGCUUAAUACUCGAAAUCACAUUUUUAUAGGCCCUAGCUCUGAGUUGCUCUUUGAUCUUUCGAGAAGGGGAUAUCCUGUGAUCGAUGCGGAUAAGUUUCUCGACAAGUUGAUAAAAAGCAAAACUUCGUACCCAGACUCAGUGAAGGAGGGUGUGGGCAAUGCUUACGUUGUUAAGAAAUGCUUAGAACUUGGAUACAGCACCUGGGUGUUUGCAAGUAAUGCGCUUCUGGUGGAUAAUGGUCCACUCCUGGGCAGAAUCAGCUCGGAAUAUGACUUUUAUGUCGGGGAAAGCUCUGGAAUCUUGAUUGUUCAAUCUUCAUCGGUCACUCAAAAGCUGUGGAGCAACGAGAUUCUGCAAAGCAUCGUAUCCUCCACAACGAAAAAUAACUCCCCAAAUCAAAGGCUAGAUUUUAUUCGUCUAGUGAAAGAGCUAGUGGAGCGAAAGGGCAAGAGGAUUAAGACUGUAGAGACGAUGAGUAUUGCAGAGAAUACCAAUGCCAACAGCGUAAACCAAUCGUUGGGAGACGGCAAACCGGUGGUGUAUUGGUCACCUGAGGUUGGUUCCAACAUCAUUCGGACAAAGCUCGCGGAACUGAACUUGUGGCUCAUUGAUGAUGAUCUCUCUUGCAAGGCUGUAAUUUGUCAUAGCUCAUUAAGUUAAAAAGGGUACUAUUGGCAUUUUCUGGCGGUAGGAUCGCUAUAAUUUAUUGGUGGAACACGGAGCUGUGUGAGGGAUGAGUUCUGUUAGGCUCAUGCAGUUGCAGUUGUAAACGGGAUAAGUGAUGUGGAACAGAUUGUGAUUUAGUGACUAAUAGCAACAAGCAUGGUACUCGUUUUAGAUCUGUACCAAUAAUAUAUUGUUUGUUGUUACCUAUUGUUGGAGUUUAAACCAUUAUAAACGCAUUGUCAAAUGACUCUAGCAUAAUGUUCAUUAUAGGAGUGAUCAAGUAAUUUUUUAAUAUUUUGUGUA
Molecule: messenger RNA, 2341 nt
Organism: Thlaspi arvense
Lineage: Eukaryota; Viridiplantae; Streptophyta; Magnoliopsida; Brassicales; Brassicaceae
Source: the annotation of a GenBank genome assembly